AAGUGUAGGUCAACAGGUUUCUGAGCUUUGCCCUGAAAACAAAGCGAAACGUUCAUCUCUUAUGUUCCUUACCAGGUUAGUUACAGUUUUGUCUCCCAUGACCGCAGUGAUAAAACUCAGUUCCCUUUUUUCUACCGGAUGCUCCCAAAAGAAGACCACCAAUACACAGGGAUUGUCAAGCUGCUCCUGCAUUUCAGAUGGACGUGGAUCAGUCUCUUUGCCCCGGAAAAUGACAACGGAGAAAAGUUCCUGAGUGCCUUGACACCUAUACUUGCCUCAAAUGAUAUUUGUGUUGCUGUCUCACAGAGAUUCCCAGAAUUGAUUGUGCCUGACUUGUUUUUGACCAUUGAUUCAGCUCUCCCAUGGAAAGAUGUCAACGUAUUUGUUUACUAUGCAGAAAUCCGCUCUUUCUACAAUGGGAUAUACCUCUUAAAUAUAAUACUCAAACUGUUCAUACAGCCUAUCGAUGGGAAAGUUUGGAUCACAACAGCUUUGUGGGACCUCACUUCAACAUUGUCUGACAGCAAGUUUCUCUUCCAGCACAGCCACUGGUUUUUUUCCUUCUUAAUCCAGACGAAGAAUAUUCCAAAACAUGACAAUUUCAAGCUGAGUCACGUCGCUCCUUACUUGAAGAAGGCAUUUCAUUGUUUCUUUAAGAAGCAUGUGUUGUCUGUGAAAGAACGGGAAAGAUGUGAACAGAAAUUGCCCCUGGAUAUGCUCGCACCAGCUCUGUCCCAAGACAACUACAAUACUUACAGGAGUGUCCAUGCCCUGGCGCACGCCUUAAAUACUGCGUAUUCGUCCAGAUUCAAGUGGGUGAGGUUGGUUGGUGGAAGCAAGGUGGGACUUCAGAAGCUGCAAGCAUGGCAGCCGUUGCCCCCUUCAAGGUGCACCAGAAGCUGCCCUCCUGGGUAUGUCAAAGUGAUUCAAGAAGGGAAGCCGCUUUGCUGCUAUGCAUGUGCUCUGUGUGCUGAAGGGACCAUCUCCGCUCAGGAAGAUGCAAACCACUGCAAUGAAUGUCCAGAAGAUCAGUAUCCAAACAAGGAUCAAGAUCAAUGUGUGCCCAAGAUUAUCACUUUCCUAUCCUUUAACAAAUAUUUGGGGAUUCUCUUGGCUUCUGUUGCAAUAUACUUGACCUUUACCACGGGAUUUAUUUUAGGAAUCUUCAUUAAGUACAAAGAAACUCCUAUUGUCAAAGCCAACAACAGGGACCUCUCCUACAUCCUCCUCAUCUCCCUCCUGCUUUCCUUUUUGUCCUCCUUCCUCUUCAUUGGCCGGCCAAGGAAAGUGACCUGCUUUCUCCGACAAACAGCCUUCAGCAUCAUCUUCUCUGUUGCCGUCUCUUCCGUGUUGGCCAAAACCAUCACUGUGGUUCUGGCCUUCCUGGCCACAAAGCCAGGGAACAGGACGAGGAGAUGGCUGGGGAAGAGUCUCACCAACUCCAUUGUCCUUUCCUGCUCCAGUGUCCAAGUUGUCAUCUGCAGCAUCUGGCUGGGCAUGUCUCCCCCUUUCCCGGAGUCUGACAUGCACUCCCAGCCCCAAGAGAUCAUCCUGCAAUGCAAUGAAGGAUCUGUUGCCAUGUUUUAUGGUUCCCUUGGCUACAUGGGCUUCCUGGCGGCCAUCUGCUUCACGGUGGCUUUCCUAGCCAGAAAGCUUCCCGGGUCCUUCAACGAAGCCAAGCUGAUCACCUUCAGCAUGCUGGUCUUCUGCAGCGUUUGGUUGUCCUUUGUGCCUACUUACCUGAGCACCAAGGGGAAAUACAUGGUAGCCGUGCAGGUCUUCUCUAUCUUGGCCUCCAGUGCUGGGCUUCUAGGAUGCAUCUUCCUCCCCAAGUGCUACAUCAUUAUACUGAGACCUGAUCUGAACACGAAGGAGCAUCUGACCACAAAAAUGAGAUAAGGCAUCUGAUUUUGU
Messenger RNA from Lacerta agilis (Sand lizard), 1914 nucleotides. Its product is annotated as vomeronasal type-2 receptor 26-like. The transcript has 3 exons. NCBI's taxonomy places the organism in Eukaryota, Metazoa, Chordata, Lepidosauria, Squamata, Lacertidae. Gene Ontology annotation, cellular component: membrane. Gene Ontology annotation, molecular function: G protein-coupled receptor activity. Gene Ontology annotation, biological process: G protein-coupled receptor signaling pathway. Bases 139 to 1899 code for a protein of 586 amino acids. The record is from RefSeq and is a predicted model, not a curated record.